GACUUCUACGUCCAGUACGUGGAGCUGGAGCCAGGGCUGAGGGUGAAGCUGCAGUUCUGGGACACGGCCGGGCAGGAGAGGUUCAGGUCUGUGACUCGCUCCUACUACCGCAACUCAGCCGGGGGAAUGCUGCUCUUCGACCUGACCAACCGCGCGUCCUUCGAGAGCGUGCGGCAGUGGCACCGGGAGGUGACAGACACCAUCCAGCCCUUCAGCAUCAUCUUCCUGCUGGUGGGACACAAGAGCGACCUGGCCGGGCAGCGCAGGGUGGCCCGGAGGGAGGCAGAGAAGUUGGCAGCCUCCCUGGGCGUGCAGUACGUCGAGACCUCGGCCAAGGAUGCCAGCAACGUGGUCCAGGCCUUCCAGAUGUUGACCGUGGCCAUCUACCAGGCGCUGCAGACAGGGAGGUUGGCUGCCCCCGAGGCCUGGGAUGGGGUGAAGAGCAGUGUCCCGCUGCCGGCGCCGCGCAAGGCUCGGGAGGUGGAGAAGGAGGAGAAGAGGAAAAGAUGCUCGUGCUAG
Acanthisitta chloris (rifleman) is the source of this 519-nucleotide messenger RNA. It is a transcript of the gene RAB42, whose product is annotated as RAB42, member RAS oncogene family. Lineage: Eukaryota; Metazoa; Chordata; Aves; Passeriformes; Acanthisittidae. The transcript has 2 exons. The annotation marks the transcript as partial. The record is from RefSeq and is a predicted model, not a curated record. Gene Ontology annotation, molecular function: GTP binding; GTPase activity.